Messenger RNA from Benincasa hispida (wax gourd), 963 nucleotides. The record is from RefSeq and is a predicted model, not a curated record. Lineage: Eukaryota; Viridiplantae; Streptophyta; Magnoliopsida; Cucurbitales; Cucurbitaceae.
AUGAUAAAAGUAACUCGAGUAAAAUAUCUUUUUGAGAACGAAACUCAAGGUAAUUUGUCUGAUAAGGGUGGGGAGAGUGAAAAUACUCAUAAGGGGGAAGAAGCUAGGAAGAGCUCCUCUGACUCAAUUGAUGAUUCUUCUAAUGACAAUAGAAUCGUUGUUGAAAGAGACCUUUCUGAACAAGCUCAAGAUUGUCUGAAAUUUAUGAGUUUACUUGUGAAGGUUGAAAUUGUUUACACUUUGCUGAAUCUUGAGCCUUAUUACCCUAAUUUGGUUCGUGAGUUUUAUGUUAAUCUCUCCCACCAGUUUAAUAAUGUAGGCAACUCGGACUAUAGAAAGGUUCAUAGGGUGUCAGACAUGCUUGGCUCAAGAAAGGUCAAUUGCCUUGCUUUUAGUGUGAAGUAUGUGUUGCUCCAUAAGAUAGGGAUUGAGAAUUGGUUCCCAUCUUCUCACAAAUUUGGUCUUUCUACUACUUUGGCAAGCCUUCUGUAUCAGAUUGAUACAGGGGCAGAAUUCAACUAUGGUGUUUUAAAUUUUAAUCAAAUUAAACGUCACAUUGGGUCUCAAGCCACCAAAGUUCUCUCGUGCUUUCAUAGACUUAUUUGUGGGAUUCUACUCGCUCAAAAGCCUAAUCUUCUUCUGAACUCUGAUGUCCCUAGACCUCUUAUCUCUACUUUGUCAUUCAGCUACAGAUUGUAUCAGGGUAAACAUGUUCCUGACCUGGUUCACACUGAUGUUCCUGUAACUGAAAAUGGUCCAGCUAGGAAGUUUCUUCUGACUCCAUGCGAAAAAAAGAUGAUGCAUAUGCUAGCGAAUGAAUCAAAAGAUCUUGGUGUUUUGGCUCAAAAUGUUUCUGCUUGUAAAAUUGAGGUGGAUGAUAUGUUGAAUUUAUUGCGUAGUGCUUUGGAUGGUACUAAUCAUGGUGAAAGCUUUGAUGCACGGGAUGACAAUGGGGAUGUUUGA